CAUGUCACAGAGAGUCUAUGAUGAAAGCAGCCUGGGACUAGUUUGCCGCCAUGAUUUUAGGAUUGUUUCUGCUUCUUUUCAACGCUGGCCAUAUGUUGUCCUUACAACCUCCCGAUGUGGACUGCAUUACAAUAGAUGUGGUCUAUGUGUUCUGUACCUGGGGUGGACACGGGACUCCAGAGGUCAAUUACACCUUCCUCAGCUGGUUUGAUAAAAACCCACAGCCAAACAAGUGUGACACCUACAUCUCAGAGAAUGGUACUAACACGGGAUGCAAGCAGCCCUAUGACGACCUAAAAAUUAAAAGGUUUAAUACGUUUCACACAAAGCUGAAGUAUGGAAACGUCAGUUUUCUGAAUGAACACCCGGACCUCAAAUCAAAGGUGAAGCUGAAUCCCCCGACCAAUGUAACUUUUGAGAUUGGAUCAGAGUCCAACUUGUGGUUCUAUUGGAAUCACAGUUUUGCAGAUUGUGCGGAGUGUCAGGUCCGCUACAGGACCAAUAACAACAACUGGGAGGUGUCAACCCUCGGUUAUCGGAAGCACAAUUACUGUAUCAACUUGCCCUCCAGAACAUCCCGCUAUGAGCUGCAAGUAAGGAGCACUGUUGGAGAGUUAUGUGCCAAGUCUAUUUAUUGGAGUGACUGGAGUCAGCCUGUCUUCUGGGGGCCCGUGAGCAAAAACCACAACCCCAGUAGACCAGACUCUCUGCUGCUCUCUCUGUUGGGGGCCAUCACCCCUUUUGUUCUGCUGGUCAUGGUCACAACAGUGUACCGUGAAAGGAUAAAAGUCAUCCUCCUCCCUGUUUUCCCUAACCCAUCCGAGAAGUUCAAGUUUAAUGAGUUUCUGAUCCAUGACAACGUAGAGGAGUGGCUUCACAUCUCCAAAGGCCUGAAGGAGGGGUUGAAACCCAACUUCAAUGAGCACAUCUGUUCUGUUCGCGAGUACAACCUCGGGCCCGACUCUGCCAGCGAGUGCUCAGACAGCUCUUCUUCCUCUGUCGCCACCGACCAAACCAACUGCUCCAUCUCCAUGGAGUCAAAUGAAUCAGAUUGCCUGUCGCUUUCCUGCUCCUCCUCGGCCUCCACUCUUCCUUUCUCCUCUGAGGAGGGGCAGAAUACUGUUUAGGAGGUAUGCCUCCAACAAGAAGGAGUUUACUACCAUCAGGGGUAUCUUUUUAAAGUUACAUUUGACUCAACUCUUGCACAACUGGAGGGCAAAAAAAAAAAGUUUAAAAAAAAAUGAAUUGAUGACCAUAUGGUAAUUUCACCUGAUAUGAAAAGAAACCAGAUUUGUCUGUUGAGAUACUUUGAAGUUAAAGGAACAUUUAAGUCACAGUGCAAGAGUACUGGGGGUCAGUACAAGCUUCAAACAAUUUGGGAGACCAGUCUCCAAUGGGACCCAAAGCAAUUCAAAAUCUGCCUUUGAAUCAUCAGCUAUCAAUAAAGCUUUAUUGACAGCUGUUGAUUGCUUAUGGCAUGAAACAGGCUUGUACUCUCUCAUAAAGAAUUUACUUGACUAACUGGAUUAUUUUGCCCCAUAUUUGUUGAGCACUUUCCCUACCAUUAAGUGUUUCUUUAUAUAUAU
Messenger RNA from Lampris incognitus (smalleye Pacific opah), 1586 nucleotides. RefSeq names its product cytokine receptor common subunit gamma-like. The coding region runs from base 51 to 1127 and encodes 358 amino acids. The record is from RefSeq and is a predicted model, not a curated record. Gene Ontology annotation, cellular component: external side of plasma membrane. The transcript is spliced from 8 exons. Gene Ontology annotation, biological process: cytokine-mediated signaling pathway. NCBI's taxonomy places the organism in Eukaryota, Metazoa, Chordata, Actinopteri, Lampriformes, Lampridae. Gene Ontology annotation, molecular function: cytokine receptor activity; protein binding.